Molecule: messenger RNA, 513 nt
Organism: Funneliformis geosporum
Lineage: Eukaryota; Fungi; Glomeromycota; Glomeromycetes; Glomerales; Glomeraceae
Source: the annotation of a GenBank genome assembly
AUGAAGGUUUUUACAAUUUUGUCGGUUAUCAGCAUAUUGACUGCAGUAAACGCAAUUCCAGUAUUUGAAAAACGUGAUAACAGAUACAAGAAAGACGAUUCUUACAAGGACUUGAAAGAUUACAAAAGUUGGGAUAAUAAAGAUUGGGGUAAAAAAGGUUGGGAUAACGACAAAGAUUACAAAGGCAAGGAUGAUAAAGAUUACAAAGUUAAAAAUGUCAGUAAGAGCGACUAUAAAAAUGAUAACCAUGGUAAAAAGUAUAAAAUUGAUGGCAAAUAUAAGAGAAACGAUGUACAUAAAAACGGCCAUGACCACAAUAAUUAUAAUGUCUACGGGCAUAAAAACGACCACGACAACAAUAAUUAUAAUGACUACGGCCAUAAAAACGACCACGACAACAAUAAUUAUAAUGACUACGGCCAUAAAAACGACCACGACAACAAUAAUUAUAAUGACUACGGCAAAAAAUACGGACAAGGGUACGAUCGAAACAAUAAUAACAGCAAGUACUAA